This is a messenger RNA of Pelobates cultripes (western spadefoot toad), 450 nucleotides long. The record is from the annotation of a GenBank genome assembly. NCBI's taxonomy places the organism in Eukaryota, Metazoa, Chordata, Amphibia, Anura, Pelobatidae.
AUGGCCAUGAAAAAGACAUUGGAAGGGAAACAAUUAAGAAAAGAAAGUAAACCUGAAAAUAAAACAGAAAAACGUCUCUCCUUUUUUUUGCCACAGCAGCCAGGAAAUAAAACAAACCGGAGAGAAUCUCUCCAGACAAACAAUACUACAGAGGGAGACAUCAAUAAGGGCCAAGAUACAGGCGAGGGAAGGAAGGAAUACAACCACCUGCUUAAACACCUGGAUAGUCAAUUUGAGAGGCUUAGGGAGGAGAUGCAAACCAAUACCAGGGAUAUCAAGAAAGAGUUAGCUGGCUUCUACAAACAGAUUCAGGGAACAGAGGAGAAAUUAGAUGCACUGGAACACAGGGAAAUAAUCUACAGAGAGGAAUAUCUUGCAAUGGAGAAUAAACUUAUAGAUGCUGAAGACAGAUCAAGGAGAUCAGAAUCAGAGGAAUACCAGAACAAGUAA